AAUCAUUUGUACAAACAUUUCUAUUGGCUGGUGUUUCUAUAGUUUCCAGGAUUUUAACUUGGGAAACAACAAAUAUACAAAUUUUUGCAAAAAACCCGCUGCAAUUCAGUAUUUAUUUGGUCUCUUUGCAUACUCCUAUAGGAGAAAUUGAUCUCAGUUAAUCGCUGGGGUUUUGCAGGGAUAUAUCCAAUAGUAUUCACACAUUGGUCUAUAUUUAUUGGCCAGACACUCUGGGAUAGACCAAUUUCUUACAGGUUGAGUUGUUACCCGAGAUAAAUAAUAGAGAACUUGUGAGGAGAGAGGACAUUCUGUGCUGUGAUUGGCUGCUUCAAAACCAUGUGAUUACCUCAGAGAAAUUCGACUAAGAUUAGUGGAGGAAAUUGACGUGAAACCUGACCUUUCCUGGUAGCCAAUUCCCAAGUAUACAAAUUAUGACCAACAAGCCCUGCGGAAUUAUUCCCCAACUCCCUAUCACAUUUCUGAAUAAUUUCCGCCUUCAAUCAUACCCCUGGUAAACGUGACAUGUUCUAGGUGCCUGGCCAAAUCAUUACAAACACUCGGUAUUGUUAAGACUUGUAAAGUCCAUCAAAAAUUGGCCCCCCGAAGUGCUGCAUAAAAAAAAGAGAAAGAAGAAAACAGAGCUUCUGGUGAUAAUUAAAAGACUUUUUUUGACCUUUUAUUGAACUGAAGACAAUUGAUCAUCACCCCAGAACUAUUUGUAGAAGGAAUUGAUGACAAAGAGAAAUCACUGUUUUUGGAAUUUUCAGAUUGUCUUGAAUUUACAACUCGUAAGUGGACAGAUUGUACGGAAUUUAAAAACUAACUAAUGAGUUGUAUUUAUAGAUUUAAUUAACACCUGCGACAUAUAAUAAUAACUUCUAAGAAACAAACACCAGAGGGUUAGGAAAAUAACUUCACAGACCAGAAAGAAAAAGUCAUUCAGAAUAACAACUAACUGCUGUAGCAGUGGUGGAAUUCUUCUUUCUUUACACUAGUGUGACUGACAGUGAAAUUAAUGUCAGCUUAACUAAACUUUUUGGAAGGGAAUGCUACAUGACAUAAUGAAUACGUCAGAUCUUAUGACACUGGGGUUAUCUACCCCUUCUACAACAACAGAAAUCACCAACAUCUUACAGUUCAAUAGAAACUACAUGAAAUACCAUGGCUACAUCAGUUCCAUUAUCUGUAUUUUUGGAGUCAUGUCUAACAUCGUAAAUAUCAUCGUCCUGACGCGGCGACACAUGGUGACGCCCACAAACUGUAUCCUUACGGCGCUGGCCAUCACAGACAUGGCAACCAUGUCAAUUUACUUUGUGUAUGCAGUGUAUUUCUACAUUAUAACUCAGCCACUAGACUCCUAUGAACACAGUAAAGGAUGGAUGUACUUCGUUGUUGUCAACAAUUUGGCAGUUAUUACGUUUCACAAUAUGGCAAUGUGGUUGACUGUCUCUUUGGCCGUUUUCAGAUACAUCUUUGUUUGUCACCAUGUGGUGGCGAACCAGUGGUGUAGCCUGGAUCGAGCUAAAUUAACCAUCUUCAUCAUCGUGGUGGUGUCCAUCCUGGUCUGUGUCCCAAAUUACUUCCUGUAUCAAGUCAAAGACCUCCAAGAUUUCUACACGGAGGCUAGCAACCGAACAAACAACGCAACUGCAAACUGGAAAGGCUACUGGAUAGAAAAAAGUGAAUUCAUUCAGCAGAAUCCACUGUAUCAGCCAAUUACUUUCUGGAUCUAUGGAGUGAUUAUCAAAAUAGCCCCGUGUAUCUUACUGACCAUUCUAAGUACAUUGAUAAUCAUGACCAUGCACCAGGCCAGCGUACGGCGUAAACGUCUGUUGUCUCAAUCCAACAGCCGCCACAACGAGGAAAUGUCCGCGGAACACAACCGCACCACCAUGAUGCUGGUGAUGGUGGUCCUGUUUUUUGUGGUGACGGAGUUUCCCCAGGGAAUUCUGGCCGGAAUAAGUGGCCUCAAUGACACGUUCUUUAACCAGGUGUACUCCAACCUUGGGGAUGUGAUGGACCUUCUAGUUCUCAUCAACAGUGCCAUAAACUUCCUGCUGUAUUGCAUCAUGAGUCAGCAAUUUAGGGACACGUUUAAGAACCUGUUUUUGUGUUCAUUUGUCAGAAACUUUAACAACGGAAGUAUUACUUUAAAGAACGGGAUUCAUACUAACCACUAUAGCUCUGUCAAGACUGAAGUGACGCAAGUUUAAUGUGUUAUAGAAAAAAUAUCUUAACAAAGCUUUUGUGGCAACAAAGGUUUUUCAUUGCAUAAAUAUGGAAAAGUCUGUUUUUAACAGACCUGUUUUUUCAAAAUAUUCUUGUACAGCUUUUAAUAUUCUCAUCAAAUCAAAAAAGAGGGUUUUCCUUCACUGGAACUUGUCAAAGUAAUUGUUUGGUUAACAAACAAAAUUCUACUUGUCAAUGGUUUAAGUUAUUAAACAUCAUCACUGAAUUUUCAUCUCUGGCUCAGUUUACUAGCUUUGCUCUGUAGCUAUGGCAACUGAUGAAAGUUACACAAGUUACCAUGGUAAUUACACAAACUGUAAUUAUUAAACACUGUAUGUCUUGUUUAUCAAUUUCUUUUGGUGUAAUUAUCAUUGUAACAUUUAUUCAGAAGUUGAAAUUCGGGUCCCAAGUAUGUGUAACUUUCAUCCUUGGUUGCCAUGGGGGUAUCAUGCCAUUAUAUUUAUACUUUGUGUGUUUAUUCAUAUAUCUACCACUGUAUAGUAUUAUUAAAAUUAAUUGUUAAUUUAUGUAUGUGAAUUCAUUUAAAAUCUGGUUAUUAAAAUUCAUUUAUUGAAA
This is a messenger RNA of Saccostrea cuccullata (small rock oyster), 2805 nucleotides long. Its product is annotated as G-protein coupled receptor dmsr-1-like. The transcript is spliced from 4 exons. Gene Ontology annotation, cellular component: plasma membrane. NCBI's taxonomy places the organism in Eukaryota, Metazoa, Mollusca, Bivalvia, Ostreida, Ostreidae. The coding region runs from base 1047 to 2213 and encodes 388 amino acids. Gene Ontology annotation, biological process: G protein-coupled receptor signaling pathway. The record is from RefSeq and is a predicted model, not a curated record. Gene Ontology annotation, molecular function: G protein-coupled peptide receptor activity.